This is a messenger RNA of Ipomoea triloba (trilobed morning glory), 865 nucleotides long. Its product is annotated as 21 kDa protein-like. The record is from RefSeq and is a predicted model, not a curated record. The transcript has a single exon. Gene Ontology annotation, molecular function: enzyme inhibitor activity. The coding region runs from base 83 to 682 and encodes 199 amino acids. NCBI's taxonomy places the organism in Eukaryota, Viridiplantae, Streptophyta, Magnoliopsida, Solanales, Convolvulaceae. Gene Ontology annotation, biological process: negative regulation of catalytic activity.
GUUUCUAUAAAUUCUGAGAACCUAACGUAAGAUUCAACCUCAACACUACAACUUCUUCGAGUUCAGAGAGAGAGAGCAAAAAAUGUCGAGACUUUUCCAUAACCAUUUUCUUCUCUUUCUCACCGUUUCACUUGUCUUGUCUUCUUCCAUUUCCAAGCUUUCGGCAAUGGCGGCUGGAGCGAAGAACACGGAGUUCAUCAGAACAUCCUGCGAGACAACCACGUACCCGCGGCUGUGCUUCAACUCCCUGUCGAGCCACGCGCGGCUCAUCCGAGCCGACCCGCAGCUCCUGGCGCACACGGCGCUCACCGUGACGCUCCAGACGGCGCAGUCGACUGUCGGCGCGAUGGGACGGCUGGCGAGGAGCCACGGCUUGACGCGCCGGGAGAUCGGCGCCAUGCGCGACUGCGUGGAGGAGCUGAGCGACUCGGUGGACGAGCUGAGGGAGUCGCUGGGCGAGAUGAAGCAGCUCCGGGGCCGGGAUUUCGAGAUGAAGAUGAAUGACAUACAGACUUGGGUUAGCGCCGCCCUGACGGACGAUGAUACCUGCACCGACGGGUUCGCCGGAAAAGUUACCCGGCGCGGUGUUAAGACCGCCGUGAGGGGAAAGAUCGUGAGGGUUGCGCAUCUCACUAGCAACGCCUUGGCUUUGAUUAACCGAUUUGCCGAACUACACGGUUGAAUCUCAAGAAACGCAGUUUUAUUAGUGUGUGUAAUUAAUGUUUGUAGAACCAAGCAAUGGGAACCUUUGCCUUAAUCAUAGUAUAUUAAGAUCCAUGUAAUUUAGACUUAAAAGAGUGUUUAUAUGUUUCGAAUUCCCUCUAAUAUGGAAAAACCACCCUUAAUUGGGUCGGCUCAGUGUGAA